Symbiodinium pilosum is the source of this 951-nucleotide messenger RNA. The record is from the annotation of a GenBank genome assembly. Lineage: Eukaryota; Dinophyceae; Suessiales; Symbiodiniaceae.
AUGACCGGCCCAGCCAUGAAGUGGGUGGCCAAGAAGACCGAGGGUGAGGAUGAGCCGGCAAAGGGAAAGGACAGAAAGGAUGACCGGGGAAAAGGAGGCUCAAAGUGGAUGGCCAAAAAGAGCGACGAGGAGCCGGCCAAGGGCAAAGCCGACAAGGGCGACAAGGGAGACCGAAAGGGUGAUCGAAAGGGCGAAGGCAAGCGGAAGGGAGGCAAAGCUCCACGAGAGGAGGAGGAUUGGAGCUGGACUUGGACCGCUGACAGCUAUUCGGAUUGGUGGAGCUGGAACGAUUGGGGCAGGGAGACAAAGCCCAGCAAGGGCGAGGGAAAGGAGUCCAAGGGAAAGGACAAGGGUAAGUCGAAGGACUCCGGAAAGAAGGGCAAAGGCGAUUACAAGGACAAGGACGACGGUGAAGAGAAGGGCAAAGGAAAGGGGAAAGGCAAGUCCGAGGAGCCCAAGGGGAAGAAGGGAGGCAAAGGUUUUACGAAGGGCGGUGACAGCAAAGGAGCCGAGCCCCGCAAGGGUGAGGGCCCGCCGCUCAGUCCCAAGACAGUGGCUGAAGUGGAGGCUGAGAUGGCCAAGGGCAAAGGCAAGAUUGAGCGUGUGAAGCGCAACCCCGACUCCGGCGCCAAGCAGCCAAUUGAGGCGAAAGGUGAUAUUUGCCAGGUGCACAAGCACAGCAGCAUGGGCUGCGCCGUCGUGUCCAUGCAAUCGGCGAACAUGAGGGAGGCAAUCAUGAACUUCGCUGAGCAGAGGUUCGGCCGCAACAGCAACGGACGCGUGCAGAUGGACAUCGGCGAUGUCAAAGUGCAGCUGAAGCGUCACACAGACAAGCAGACCAAGCGUGAGGUUGUGACCGACAUCUUCGUUGCCUGGGGCCACCAGCAAGAGAAGGACUCCCCUCUGACCGUUGAGGACAUCGCGGAGAAAUUCGAUCAGCUUUACCAAGAG